Molecule: messenger RNA, 6631 nt
Organism: Protopterus annectens (West African lungfish)
Lineage: Eukaryota; Metazoa; Chordata; Ceratodontiformes; Protopteridae
Gene: RUNDC3A
Product: RUN domain containing 3A
Exons: 11
Coding region: 1355-2662 (435 amino acids)
Cellular component (GO): cytosol
Source: RefSeq, a predicted model, not a curated record
UGUUUACUUUAGACUCACUGAAACAUAUAUAGAAAGAUGCUGGACAAAUAAACUAUUCAGUUCACUUACAGCAAUAGGCAAAAUGUGUUUAAGGUCGUGGUUGGGAUGUUAUUUAAAAGUGGAGUAUAUAUAUGCUUUCUCAAAAAAAUGGUCAGAUCAGACUAGCUGCCACAAAAAAAGUAAUGCAGGCCGAUGAAAUGUGUUAUCAAAUGAGGAUGUUACAAGUACUGUAACGCUAUUUAAAAAGAGUGGAGAUGAAAAGCAAUAUGUUAUGAAUGGUCAUAAGGCAAUCGCAUGCUAACAGAGAAGGUAGGCAGCCUGCAUGGACCUGUGGGGAUUUUCUUCUGUCACUGUCUGUUAUACAUUAAUGUACCUGUGUGUGUCUAAGGAAUGAUAAAAUGUUCUAACCAAAGGGCACACUAAAAAUAGCAGCAGCACUCAGGUGAAAACAAAUGCAUAAGACAAAAAGCAAAAAAUAUCUACAGAACUGCAAGCCAUAAUGAUUAAUAUCUAUUUCGGAUUCAUUACAACAAGCCGUUAUAAGUCAGGAGCAAUUGAUAUACCUGAACGGUACCCAAACAUUAAACAGAGAGGACCUGACUAAACCUGCACACUUCCAACUGAUUAGCUAAAACUGCAAUACCAGAGUCAUAUCUGCGGGAGCACGAACGAUAAAUCUAAGAAAUGUUAUCUAGUUAUUUCAAGCAAAACAGUCAAGAAAACUAGAGGAUGUCGGAUAAUAUAGAGUUCACAGUUACACAGCAAUUUGUAAAAAGAUCCUGAUGUACGGCGACUUCUUUUGAAAUAUCUACUGGCCGAACCAUUUAAGAACAUUAUGUCCAUCCUGAUGAAGCAAUAAUAUUUGUUCUGACCCGUGCAAAACCUCCACUGUUAUAACCGCCCACACGUCCAUUUCUGUGCAUUUGUUGUCACAGGUCGGUGGGAAAGAGCCAUUCAGCCAAUCAGCAUUCAGCAAAGCGGGGGAUGGGUGCAAUGGAAUGGCAAAUGCUAGAUUUGAAGACACUGCAAAAGGUAUGAUCUCACCGUCCGCGUCAUUAGUGCCAAAGUCGGUGCCGGAAAGCUGGACUGCAUCAGCACCACCAACAGCUCCAAAAUUCAGCACCGAGGACAGCUCCCACCCUUUUACUUCUGGUCUCCGAGGAAAUGGCUGUUCUAAUGGGUUCUUCCAAACACCUGGUGACUCAGUGUUAUUAGAAAAGUCCUGGUGACCGACAGCUGUAGUUGUUGGGCAGUUCAUGGUAAAACUCUUGGAUUUCCUGUGAAUACAAUCACAUCAGGGAGGGGCCAAGCUGUAAAUUUAGAGGUGCUACGGAACUGUUAUCAUCCUGGUUGAAUGGAAUCCAGUUGUAUCCAGUCGGCGAUGGCUCUGGGACAUUCUUCCAAAAAGGCUUCCAGCAGAAACAUCGCAGUUGAGCGCAAGAAUCUCAUUACUGUUUGCAGGUUUUCUGUGAAGACCUUGUUGGAGAAGUACACAGCUGAGCCUAUCGAUGAUUCGUCUGAGGAAUUCAUCAACUUUGCUGCCAUUUUAGAACAUAUUCUAGGACAUCGGUUUAAAGGUUCUGUUAGCUGGUUCAGUUCUGAUGGCCAGCGAAGUUUCUGGGAAUAUAUUCGACUAGCCUGCAGCAAAGUCCCUAACAACUGCAUCAGCAGCAUUGAGAAUAUGGAGAACAUAAGCACUUCCAGAGCAAAGGGUCGUGCUUGGAUCCGAGUAGCGCUUAUGGAAAAACGUCUGUCAGAGUACAUCGCUACAGCACUGAGAGACACCAGGACAACCAGGAGGUUCUACGAUGAGGGAGCAAUCAUGCUGCGUGAAGAAGCUACAGUGCUCACAGGGAUGCUGAUUGGACUCAGUGCCAUAGACUUCAGUUUCUGUCUAAAGGGUGAGGUAAUGGAUGGGAAGACACCAGCUGUGAUCGACUACACACCUUAUUUGAAGUUCACACAGAGCUACGACUACCUAAGUGAUGAUGAAGAUCGGCACAGUAUGGAUAGCAGUACGAGUGACGACAGCAUUCCAGAGCACCCCUACCUUCCACUGGUCACAGAUGACAGCUGGUACAACAAGUGUCGAAAACAAGAACAGAAGUUUAGGAUUGUUUAUGCACAAAAGGGCUACUUGGAAGAGCUUGUACGUUUACGAGAAUCACAGCUAAAAGACAUAGAGGCUGAGAACAAGCGACUGCAGAUGCGUCUGGAAGAGAUGAAAGUCCAGAACCAGCUGGAGAAAAGAGAGCUGGAAGGAGUGAUCCUGGAGCUACAAGAGCAGUUGACUGGCUUAAUACCCUGUGAAAAUUCUCAGCUGUCUAAAGAGAUGACCAUCCCUCUAGUUGGUCAGUGGCCCUCCCUUGGGAAUCUGAACAAGCAGGAUGGUGCGUUAGACCCCAGUCUCUACAGGAGACACAGCUUCACAGACCAGAUGUCAGCAGAGAUUAGUCUUGAAUCCGACUCUCAGAGGCUUGGAGAUGGGAGCAAUGAAGGAGAACCUUGGGAAACUAUAGGAAAAGAUCCUACUCCUUCAAUGCUAGGUCUGUGUGGCUCCCUAGCCUCAAUCCCAAGCUGCAAGUCUCUAACAAGUUUGAAGUCCAAUGAGUACCUAGUCAACAUAAGUAAUGAAGCUAGCCCAGCUCUCACUCCCAGCUGAGUACUUGAAACAGACAGUGUCUCAGGAACAGGUACCCUACUUUCUGGGCUGAGGAUAGGGCUGGACUCUGAUUCCCACCAGUCAUCAUCAUCAUCAUAAACCUACUGCAUAGACCAGACGAAGAGUUUGAUCUGCUGGACAGGAUGGGGAAACUAUUGCCAAUCUGCUUUGUCAAUAAAGAAGUCUUCUGAUUUUGUUGGGUACAGAGACCUGCAAUGGGCUGUGAGCCCCCUUACUGCUUUUACAUUACCUAUUUUUUUUCUCUCUCAUAGCAAGGAUUGAUCAAAGAAUGAAAACAUAGUAGUUACAGAGAUUAUAAACCAAUAUUUUAUUCCAUGUGCCACUACAGGACUUUCAUCAGAAUAAUCCCUCUUGAAAAAAUUUUCCAGACCAACCAGAAAAAGAUAGUUCACAUAUAUCAAGUGUGAAUGUCAAGGUUUGCUUUGGUUUACCAUACUUCAAAUUGCUUCUUUAUGCCCUGCUAUGUAAAUGCAAAUGUUCUUCCAUGUAAUGUCACAAAAUGCCAAAUUAAUUUUAUUUUUGAAGCACAAUGUACACACUACAUCAGAAAAAGAUUAUAUAAUCUAUUAAACAUGUUUGCAAUAGCUUUGACAUUUUGCACAGGCAUCUGUGAAAAACAUCAAAGUUCUCAUGGUUGGACGGCAGGUUACUACUACUGUAUUAUGAGAGCUUUCUUUAUUUUCAACUAUUUGUAUGCCCGCAUUGUAAAUGGAUUACAAAAACAGCAAACAGUUGUACAAAGUAAUUAUUAACAACAAAAGAGGAAAAGUGUCAUCAGCAUAAAAUCUUAAAGUGGGACAAGAGGUUUGCAUGCAAUGUGGUACCUCAUUUCUAACAAGAUUUCAGAAGUCAAAUUCUAGUGUACAUUUUUUGGUUUCGGACAGCUGGGUUGCUGUUAACAACUAAUGGUGAUACGUACAAAAGAAAGUGGCUACUCUAGUUAGGUUAUAUUUUUAACAGCACUUCUAGCCAGAGACAGAGGAAUAUGACGAUUUGCAGUGCCGAAUAGACUUGGGGUUACACCUCAAAGAACUGAUGAAGCAGGGCCCUUCUUGGAGACGCUAGGGCAGGGAACAUUGUACUAGAGCUAUGUCUAUUCAUAUACUUGAGACCUAUAUCAUGUGACACCUGUAGUUGUAAUGGGAUUGGUGACAGUUCAAGCUACCAUUCUGGUGGCAUGCAGGUCUGGUUCUGAAUGAAAGAAACUUUAAAGUGGGAACCAUGGCAAACUGCAUUUGAAAAUAAAAAGAAAAUAUAUAUGCAUGCAAGAAUACCGGACAAAAUUUGAGAACCUAAAGGGCCAUACAAAGUGAAGUUUACUUUACCCCACAGAUGUGGAAGGUAGAUGGACUGCUAAUGAGCCAGCGGCUGAAGAAAGCCAUAAGCAAGAGCAUGUUAUGGCCUUGUGUCAGCAGCGCCACAGUCUUAGGACCAGAAAAGACAUGAACUGAACAGGCACUGCUAAUGGGCAGAUGAUUCAAGCAUGUAGGCUCGAUAGAAAUGCUAUGUGACCUUGGUAGAUCAGAGCCCUAAGCUUGCUCCUCUUUUUGUAGUUACAAAAGUAUGAUGUUGUAUCUAACUGGUACCGUCAGCAUGCAGAGGGAAAAAGCAGCGCAUGUGCUUGCCAUUAUCAUAACUGGACACGUGCAGGGACAGCUAUGAGAGGUCACAUGAAAUCUAGUUAAUAGUACAGGGACAUAUGCAUGCACCCACACACACAAAAUAUUAAAUAAGAAGAAAACGUAUCCUAGUAUAAAAGAAAUCAUGUGACCUAGUAUAACUCUGGCUUGAUUAGACGAGUGCAGUACUACACCCCAAAAAUCUCACAACAGUACAACAUAUAUCAUUACUACUAGGUUCUCCGCUUCAUGCAAAUAAUAUUGGAAAGACUGAAUGAUCUGUAAAGACAUACAGAUUGCUGUUUACCAGGAAAUGACAUAAAGACAAGCCCUUAAGCAUCUGGUCACUUUAGCUACAUUGAAGUUUUUCUCAUAAUAUCACCACUGUUGUGAUGGUUGGCAUGUUUUUAGGCAGUGAUGCUGACCCUUGGUAUCAGGAAUUUCUACAGGAAAUCUCAUAAAUGCCUAAUUAAAUUAAAAGCCAUACAUUUUUAAUGGGAGUAAAUGGCAUCUACUUACUUGGCCAUGGGAACUUUUCUAUUAGAAGCUAAAUGCAAAAAUGUUGCAAGAAAAAUGGACAAAUGUAUAGGUCUGUAAACCUAGCAACAGCAAUCCAGCAUUUUAUACUGUAAGGAAAACUUUUUUUUUUAACAAUAAGGAAGCCUUUUCCUUUUCAGUAUUGGCUGCAGGACAUGGAGACAGCAGGUAGAAAUCUGUAGAGGAGGAAGAUGGAUGUCCAUACUAUCAAAACUGGUCUAAACUGAGCAGUGGUCACCAUCUGCAACCUUGUGACAUACUUUGUGCUCAGCAGUGCAGCAUUCAUUUCUGGUUUAUUUUCCAUCCUUUGAUUUUGGGUAGAUUUAAACAAAAACUUUGUCCAUGGAACCCUAUGUGCACCACUCAGAAAUGACAUCUGGGUGUGUCUUUUCUUUACUUCUCACUUGGUACUCUAAGAUUAGGGUCUAUCUAUAUUUUAUAGGUCUGCGGUGGAAAUUUAUGAUGAGUCUCUUUUGCACACAGACCCAAUUAGACUAUUCCUACAGGACUUUUUGCUUGGAUUACAAAAUGUCUUUCCAUUGGAUGCCAGUAACUGUUGCACUGCUUAUUACUUUUCACUGACCAUUAACAGCCAGCCCUACCUGCAGUAAAAACCGUGUUUGCCUUCCUUCAUUCAUUGUAUACAUUGAGAACUCAGAGAAGAGCAGAAGCUGUGCUGUUUCUUAGUGGCAACUCAUACAACAGUGUAAAUUCACCCUUCCAGGAGUUUCACACCUUCAUGAAUGACACCUGCAAAAGUUACCCAAUUUCAAGCAGUUUUGAUCCUUGUGGAGGUGGUUCUCAUCUUUCAGCAUUAAAAUUCUGUUUCCUGCGCAUAAAUGGAGUAGGGUUCAGGAGUAAAAUGGUAUUUGCCUAUGAGCAUAUAUGCCCUCUGGCCACCAUUGUGCCCAGCAGUAAAAUGGUACUUAUCUAUGAGCACAUGUCCUCUGGCCACCAUUGUAGUCAGCAAUAAAAUGGUACUUAUGAGCAUAUGUCCUCUGGCCACCAUUGUGCCCAGCAGUAAAAUGGUACUUAUCUAUGAGCACAUGUCCUCUUGCCACCAUUGUACUCAGCAGUAAAAUGGUACUUAUGAGCAUAUGUCCUCUGGCCACCAUAGUGCUCAGCAGUAAAAGGGUACUUAUGUCCUCUGGCCACCCUUGUACUCAGCAAUAAAAGGGUACUUAUGAGCAUAUGUCCUCUGGCCACCAUAGUGCUCAGCAGUAAAAGGGUAAUUAUGUCCUCUGGCCACCAUAGUGCUCAGCAAUAAAAGGGUACUUAUGUCCUCUGGCCACCAUUGUACUCAGUAAAAGGGUACUUAUGAGCAUAUGUCCUCUGGCCACCAUAGUGCUCAGCAGUAAAAUGGUACUUAUCUAUAAGCAUGUGUCCUCUGGCCACCAUUUCUUUUUGGCAAUGUCAUUUCUGGGGAUGGGGAUCACCUCAGUCACAAAACAGUCUCAUUAGUGCAGCAAGUUUACAGUCAUUAGCAGGGACCCCUGUGUCAGAGUGUACCUCCUCUGAUAACAGGAAGUGUGUUCCCCGUGCCAUUUAGGAAAUGCCACAGACUUCUGUAUGCACCCUGUAACAGCCCAUAAAGCAACUGUUUCAGCUAUUUCAUCAUCUUCAACUUUACAGUGUAUGGCUCUGAACCUAGUGUGAAUUUGCGUGUUUGAUUUUGUUGUACACUUCUGGAUGGUGCAAGGACUGUGUGAAUGAAUGUAAAAAAAAGAGUUCUGUAUUAUGUAUGUUAGGCUAGUGAAAAUGAAAAUAAAAGUAAUCACUAUGAGAAUAUGAA